GGCACAACGAAGCUGAAGCUGACCAAGUAAACAUCAUCAUAUUGUCGUGCCUAAAGAGCCUCAUGCGAUCAACGUUUUAGCUUGCUUACACGAUACCCAAUUAUUCGUAUAGACAUUUUCUAUAACUGGCAUUAAACCACAUUAUCUAUUGCAUAGGUAUAUACUAUAAGCAACGAGUAACAAAUCCUCUUUAAAGCUUCAUUACCUACCUGGGCAGCUAAGGUAGUAAACACCCCCCUAUGUAUUAAACGCAGCAGCAAUCAUCUCCAAGUCUAACUUGACUAAACAAUCAUCCGCAAUACCCCAAUAGUUAUAGAUAGACUUGGAUAAUUGCCCCUCCUCUAUACUACCAUAAAUACCUAUAUACUAUAUAUAACUCUAUUUCCCACCCCAUGAGUCCAUUCAGCGCAACCAAUAACCUCUCCGGAACCGAAACCCUCCACAUCCACCUCCGACUCUCACAAUACAGAGAGGAAACCAGUCCUCCUGUUUCCAUGCCCCUCCCUCCGGCAACCACGCCAGUACCCCAACCGGUCUUUAUGCCCGGUAUGUCUCACGCCGCGGAAUCUCCGGCUCCGGCUCCGGCCCCGUCCGCCAUCCCCACGCGGCCGAAGGACGACGAGACAACCGACGACAAAAACCAGGACCCCUCUUCCCCCGCCACCUCGCUCCCGCGCCUACGUCUCCACGUCCAAGACGUCGCACACCCAGGGUCCUCGAUAUUCCUCUCCUCCGUGAACGCCGCCACCGUGCUCCGCAGCAGCAUCGACUCCAUCCACGCGCACCUAUACUCGCAACCCCCUUCCUCGCCCCCGCCCACGCGCUCCGUAACCCUCGUCCUGCGAGACAUGGACGGCGUAGCCUACACGACGGGCUCGGACCUCGACCCGGACCACAAGGAAAUCCACUUCUCGCUCCGGUACAUCUCCUCCAUCGCCCCGUCGUCGCGCCAAUCCGCCGAGAUCCGCGGCGUCCUGCUGCACGAGCUCGUCCACUGCUACCAGUGGAACGGACGGGGUCGCGCGCCGGGCGGCCUGAUCGAAGGCGUGGCCGACUGGGUGCGCUUGCGAUGCGAUCUUGCGCCGCCGCACUGGAGCCGGGAGCAGGUCCCCGCAAAAUGGGACGUCGGGUACCAGGGCACGGCCUAUUUUCUAGAAUACCUCGAGGACCGGUUCGGCAAGGGGACUAUACGCCGGAUGAAUGAGAAGCUGCGGAAGGAAAGGUACGAGGAGAAGGCGUUCUGGACCGAGCUAGUUGGGGGGCCGGUAGAGCAGUUGUUUGAGGACUAUAAGAAGACAUUACUAAAGGGCGGGCAGAAGGAUUAAGAAAGUUUGGCCACCACUAAGCAUUACGGGAGUUACAAGGGUAGAGGAUACCGAUAGAGAGAUGACUAGAAUGCCUUAGAGACCGGGCGUAAGAGUUGACGGAA
Molecule: messenger RNA, 1429 nt
Organism: Daldinia vernicosa
Lineage: Eukaryota; Fungi; Ascomycota; Sordariomycetes; Xylariales; Hypoxylaceae
Product: BSP-domain-containing protein
Exons: 1
Coding region: 393-1325 (310 amino acids)
Source: RefSeq, a predicted model, not a curated record